Vigna angularis (adzuki bean) is the source of this 1666-nucleotide messenger RNA. RefSeq names its product UDP-glycosyltransferase 73C2. The record is from RefSeq and is a predicted model, not a curated record. Gene Ontology annotation, molecular function: UDP-glycosyltransferase activity. Lineage: Eukaryota; Viridiplantae; Streptophyta; Magnoliopsida; Fabales; Fabaceae.
CACGCGAAGAGCAACACCAAAGACUCUCAUUUGCCUCUUGCAAUCAUGGCGUUCCUAACACCCAAUCUUCACUUCGUCUUGUUUCCCCUAAUGGCUCAAGGCCACAUGAUCCCGAUGAUGGAUAUUGCAAGAAUAUUGGCACAUCGUGGUGUAGUUGUUACCAUAUUCACCACACCAAAAAAUGCAUCACGUUUCAAUUCAGUCCUUUCUCGUGCUGUUUCGUCUGGUCUCCAAAUCCGACAUCUACAACUCCAUUUUCCAGCAAAAGAGGCAGGACUACCUGAAGGCUGUGAGAAUUUCGACAUGGUAACAUCAAUGGAUACGAUGAACAAAAUGUUCCAUGCCAUCAGCAUGCUUCAGAAGUCAGCAGAGGAAUUGUUUGAAACGCUAACACCAAAACCAAGUUGCAUAAUCUCUGACUUCUGCAUUCCUUGGACCGCUCAACUAGCUGAAAAGUAUCAUAUUCCAAGGAUUUCAUUCCACGGAUUUUCUUGCUUCGCCCUCCAUUGUGUGCUCCAGCUACACGUUUCAGAGGUUUGUGAAAGCAUCACUUCAGAAUCCGAGUAUUUCACUAUUCCUGGCAUACCUGACAAAAUUCAAGUUACCAAAGAGCAGGUUAUGAUAACCACAACAUCAAAUGAUGAAAAAAUAUUAUUGGAGCAGAUGCGCAAUGCUGAUAUGAAGUCGUAUGGGGCAAUCAUAAAUACUUUUGAAGAGUUGGAGAAAGCAUAUGUGAGGGAUUACAAGAAGGCGAGAAACGAUAAGCUUUGGUGCUUUGGUCCAGUUUCAUUAUGUAACAAAGAUAGUUUGGACAAGGCUCAAAGAGGCAACCAGGCCUCAAUUAAUGAGAGCCAUUACUUGAAAUGGCUAGAUUUGAAGCAACCCAAGUCUGUGGUCUAUGUUUGUUUCGGAAGCUUAUGCAACUUGAUUCCUUCACAGCUUGUGGAGUUGGCCUUGGCCUUGGAAGACACUAAAAGACCAUUUGUAUGGGUUAUUAGGGAGGGAAGUCAGUUCCAAGAAGUAGAAAAGUGGAUCUCUGAAGAAGGGUUUGAGGAAAGGACAAAAGGGAGAGGCCUUAUAAUUGGAGGUUGGGCACCACAAGUAAUAAUAUUAUCACAUCCUUCCGUUGGAGGAUUCAUAACGCACUGCGGUUGGAAUUCAACACUUGAAGGUAUAAGUGCAGGAGUGCCACUUGUUACAUGGCCUCUAUUUGCUGAUCAGUUUUUUAAUGGGAAGCUUGUUACUGAUGUGUUGAAGAUUGGGGUGAGCGUUGGGGUAGAAGUUCCAUUGAAGUGGGGAGAGGAAGAGAAGAGAGGUGUGAUGGUGAAGAAGGAUGAUAUUAAGAGGGCAAUAUGCAUGGUGAUGGAUGAAGAUGGAGAAGAAAGCAAACAGAGAAGAGAAAGGGUAUGCAAAUUGAGCCAAAUGGGAAAGAGAGCUGUUGAAGAAGGAGGCUCUUCUCAUCUUGCCAUCACUUCCCUUAUCCAAGACAUCAUGCAACAAUCAACUACCAAAGUGGAUGCAUAUUUGCGCACGCUUGAAGAGUCGCAGUUUACAUACAAGGCUAAAUUUGUUUUACUAUAAUAUUAUAUUUUGCAUAUCUACUUACUAAUUUUAUUAGCCCAAAUAUGUAAGUUGCAUGUUAUUCAGGUUUUUUUUAAUCGAUCAA